AUAGUAAGUAUUUAAAGUUGUUGGGCCAAACUUCAACAACUUGUAAGGAGUUUUUUUCAAAUUGAUGUGUUCAGAGAAAAAAAACCUCUAACAAUUUAGUUAGCUGAAGAAAAUUCUAGAGGAGUUAAUAAUGAAGUGAAUUUAUUCAUCACAUGAGAACGAAUGUUGUUAGAAAGAAUAAUGUUAUAGGGACACAUAUACCUAGGUGACAAAUUGUACUUACAACUAUAAUUGCACAGAUUGUAUGUCUUUUUUUGUUAUCUAGAUGAACUCACCCAUGCUUAAUCCCACAAUCUCUCUUUCUCGACCAUCGAGGCUGUAUAAUUUUCUCCAUAUAUUCGUGCUAACUUGAGCUUAUGAAACCAAAGGCUCUAUACGGCCUGGAUUAGUCGAUAGAACAUUGUCCUAUAAACUUGUUAUAUAUGGGAAGUAUGCAAUAUCAGCGACUCUACUUUGCAAUUGUAUCUCAUUUCUAGAAUGAUUCGAAAAACCAAUCAAAUUCAGAAUUAACCUAUUUCAGGUUAUAAUCCAAAUAAGCAUUUUAAGAAGUCAUUCCAUCCAAUUUUGUUGGUAGAUCAAAAUCGUCACUUUUACAUUCUAAACUGAUUGAUCCAAAUCUCCACAUACAUACCGUGGUCACACCUAAUUACCUUGUUAAUCAAGGACACUUUAGCUACUUAUGACUUGUAUGAAAUCUUUGCAAGGGUUAGCCUGAAGGCUGAAGCCAGCAAAGCUUUAUAUAUGCAGGAGGUAUCUUGGAGACAAAAAUCUAAAGAGUUAUGGCUCAAACUUGGAGAUUUAAAUACACAGUUCUUCCACCAGGCGGCAAAUUACAGGAGAAGAUUGAAUUCAAUCAACAACAUCAAAAUCAAUGGGGUGUUAGUAGAAGGAAAAUAAGAGGUAGCUCAAGGUGUUCUCCAGCUUAUCCUCCCCUGCUCCAUUCUAGUUGGAUUCCUCAAUUACAGCUUGAUCCUCCUAGGUAUAACCCCCAGGUCUUGCCAGUUGAGGGGGAUCCGGUGGUGGCAGAGGUGAUCAGCCCGGAAGGGGGCCGGUGGUGUGAUAGGAAGUUGAGUCAGUGGUUCGACCCUCCUACUUGUAAGGCCAUUAAAGCCAUCCCCCUUCCGCGAUUGCCGGUGGAGGAUAAGCUGAUUUGGCAUAAUAUUCCGGAAGGCAUUUUCACUGUAAAGUUGGCCUAUCAUUUAGCUGUCACCCUUGAUAGAAGGAAGGGCCGUUGGAGGUCAGAGGUUAUCUAGAUGGGUAAGGCUAGUUGGAUCAGGCUAUGGGAGGUUAAUCUGCCCCCUAACUUGAAGGUGUUUGUUUGGCAAAUUCUGAAUCGCAUGCUUCCUACGACAGAAGCCCUCAUUGCCAAAGAUGUUCCGAUUUUACCUAGGUGUCCGGUUUGUUGGGCCGAGUCGGAAACCUUGGAAUAUUUAUUCCUCUAUUGCCCGGUGGCUCGGGCGCUCUGGGACUAUUCGGGGCUGGCUUCCCUCGGAGAAGGGUUGCCUCAGGACACCUUUCCCCUGUUUCUUAAGUGGUUAAUGUCUCUGAUUAAUCAGCCAUCCAUUCUCAUGGCGGUUGUUGCUGUCCUUUGGCGAAUAUGGCGUUCUUGAAACUGGGUUGUCUUCGACGGAAAGCAGUUUGGGAUCCCUGCUCUGAUGCGUCAGUACAACCAGCAGUAUGAGGAAUGGGUUGGGCUGCCUGUGGAUCGGAACUUCCGUUCCUCUGCCCUUCCCCCUCCUCAACCGGUUCCGCUGGAGGCUGAUAGGCUGGUUUGCAUGUGGGAUGGGGCUACGGGGAGGGGGUCCCACUCAGCUGGGGGGAUUGUUAUUAUGACCCCGGCUAGAGGGGUCCUUAUGGCUGGUGAGGUUCAGUUCCCGGGCAUCGAUGAUCCCAUGGUAGUAGAGGUGUUGGUGCUCCGGGAAGCUAUCAUGUGGUGUCUGAAUCAGGUAGUGAUGGCAAUGGGGCGGGGCGGGGCAGGUACCUCAAUUCCCAUGCCCCGCCCCACGCUACUACGGGGCGGGUAAAACCCGCGCGGGUACGGGGCGGGUCGACCCACUCUUACAUGUUAUUCGAAAAAAAUACAAGUAAAUUUUACUUUUUACGAUAAAACGAAGGGUAAAACACUUUAAGAAUGAAAAAUAUUGAUAAUAGAAUGGGUAAUUGAGU
Linum trigynum is the source of this 2166-nucleotide messenger RNA. The record is from the annotation of a GenBank genome assembly. Lineage: Eukaryota; Viridiplantae; Streptophyta; Magnoliopsida; Malpighiales; Linaceae.